GCGUAAGGCACAGCUAUCAAAACCACUCUUCUUCAGUGAGCAUACGGUCCAGAAGUACAGCACUGGACUAUAUUAACUUGCAAAGGUUUUCAUAAACUAUCCUGGAUGGAGGGAUCUGUGUAUUUACAUAAUACAAGUGUGAUGUGCUUGCCCUAUCCUAGAUUCUUGGUAGAGAGGCCUGACGCAACAGCCAGACCAGCAGACAAGAUGGCAGAGAUGCAGAUAGAUCCAGACCUGGCCAAGAGACUGUUUUUUGAAGGUGCCACAGUUGUCAUUUUGAAUAUGCCUGAGGGGACAGAGUUUGGCAUUGAUUACAACACUUGGCAUGUGGGCCCCAGGUUCCGUGGAGUCAAGAUGAUUCCUCCAGGCAUCCAUUUCUUCCACUAUAGCUCUGUCAACCGGUGCAACACUAAAGAAACAGGCCCCCGUACUGGCUUCUUCUUAAGCCUGCACCAGCGAGAUUUGCGGGUUCUGCACUGGAACUCAUCCAAUGAGGAGGUGGACCUCACCCCAGCAUCUGAAGAAGAUAUUGAAAUAAUGAGGUCAAAUCUUCAGGAGAUGGACAAGUUUCUUGGACCAUACCCAUAUGAGAGCCUCAAGAAAUGGAUCUCUCUCACUAACUUCAUCAGUGAACCAGUGAUGAAGAAGCUUCAGCCAGAGAGUGGACAGAUCUGUGCCUUUUCAGAAGUUCUGCCAGUUCUAGCUGGGAAGCACACCAAAGACCGAGCUGAACAGAACCUGCCCCGAUAUGACACAGAAUGUAAGAGCUAUGCAGAAGGCCUGGCCCGACUGCCCAAAAUGAAGCUGAAAGCUGGCACUGAGAUCCGGUUCACAGAAAUGCCAAAGCAGAUGUACCCUGAUGGUGCUACUCCUGAGGAAAUAACUAGGCAUAGCAUGGACCUUAGCUAUGCUCUGGAAACAGUGAUUAACAAGCAGUGUUCCAGCCAACCCCAAGAUGUGCUUGCCGAGCUGCAGUUUGCUUUCAUCUGUUUCCUGAUUGGGAAUGUGUAUGAUGCAUUUGAGCAUUGGAAAAAACUUCUGAAUGUCUUGUGCAGAUCAGAGAAUGCCAUAGGGAAGCAUCGUGUCCUCUACACCAACCUCAUUUCUGUCCUGUACCACCAGCUCAAUGAAAUCCCAGCUGAUUUCUUUGUAGACAUAGUCUCCCAGGACAACUUUUUAACCAGCACCUUGCAGGUGUUUUUUUCCUACGCCUGCAGCACCACGGUUGACAGGACGCUGAGGAAAAAGGCAGAAAAGUUUAAAGCCCACCUAACUAAGAAAUUCAAAUGGGACUUUGAGACUGAGCCAGAUGACUGUGCCCCAGUGGUAGUGGAGCUGCCAGAAGGACUGCUGUUGGACUGAAUGAAAUGUUCUCUUGGAACUUAGCAUCUGGUUUUUGUAUCUUAUUUUUCUUCCCCUCUCCCCAAAUUUGCCGGCUUUCUGAAUUCUGUAGCUUAUUGUGUGAAAUGAACUUGGUGAUCCCCAGUUGAUUCCUGUUCCUGCUAUAGAAGCAGGACUGGGAAGCCCAGAAACAUUAUAUAUUCCGCCUCCAGGCCAGAGCUCUUUCAGGCAUCAUUCUAGGAUCCAUUGGGACAGAGUAUACCCACAUCCAGGAUCACUGAGCACUCAGCAACUCGUAUUUCCUUAGCUCUUCUGCAGUUCCCGGACAUAACUCCCUGUUGGAUGGUUUUAACCAUUUUUUGCUGAGGAAGCCCCCCUGUGAAAUCAUCUGCCUUGUGGAGCCUGGACUCCAGCUUGAUACCUUUAUAAUUAGGAGGUAGGUUGCCCUGCCUUGUGGUCACUACAUCCUACAGCCUGUACCCAUAUUACAAAUUUAGAAAUUCCACUCAGCUCAUUUGCAUUCAUGCCUAUGGGCAUCUAACUGAAACAGUUCAGAAAUGUUGUGUCAGAUUAUUAUGCUCUUGGCCGGGGUGGACAAUAAUUUUUGAUUGGGGAGUACUCAAGAAUUUGGAAAGUGGUCGAGGGCCACACUCUUCCAUGGAUUAAUACCAUGGAGGAGGUGUGGGGUCUGGGAUGGAAGUUAGGUGCAAAGGGGAACUUGGUUAAGGGAUUAGGACGCAGGAGGGAGUGUGGGUCUGGGAGGGUGUUUGGGUGAAGAAGGAAGUUGUUACUUGGGGCACUGGACUGGGGUGCAGGGGUUUGGAUUGUGAGCUAGGGCAGGAGGGAAUUGUGAUCUGGGGCAAGGGAUUUGAGUGUGAGAGGGGGCAGAGCUUUGGCAAAGGGAGGGGCUGCAGUGCCAGACACAGGCUUUGGCCAGGAGACUUACUAGUCAGCAGCCCAGCAGUUCCUCAGGCAGACAGGCUGCAGCCACGUGCUUUGUGAAUAACUAGCUCUAGAGGGGCGGGAGCAUGGUGCUUCAUGGCUGUUUGAAGGCAGCUACCAUUGGCCAGUUUCUGGCCAGAAACUGGCCAAUGGGAUUGUGCCAGGGGCAGGAGCAGCACUUGAAGACUUCCCCCUCCCCUCUGGGCUCAAGCUUUUAAAGAAAAACUGCCCUGCAGCCAUGUUUCUGAGCAGCAUCUGGGUGGGCCAAGGCAAGCAAGGAGCCUGCCUGAGGCUUUCCGUAGCGUCCACGAGCUGGAUCCAGUGGCUCCGCAAGUCACUUUUGCCAUUGCAUGCUGUGAUGGAAAAAUAUAUCCUGUACUAAAUCCUCCUGUUCCGUGACCCUGACACUAAAAUAACCAGAUUGGAAGAGUAGGGUAACACGUUUACAUAGACACUGGCAACACUGUAAUUGCAGUGACAGAGAGGCGGAAUCUGCUUAGCCUGGUGUAAGAAUCAGAACAGUCCGGGAAUCAGAAAUGGAAUUUUUGGGCAGUAGUCACCAGAUUUUCAAAACAAAAAGCCAGCCAUGAGAUACCAGGGCAGAAUUUUUAACUGACUGUCAUGGUUUGUCAGAUCUCUAGAACUCUUACUGUAAUUGUUCUUUGCUUUACACUGGUCAUCUCUCAUUAAUAAUCUUGUGAGGCUCUGGUGUUCUUUCAGAGCAAUGAACAUGCUAUAAAAAUAAUUUACAAUUUGUAGCUGAAUUCCUAUUGUUGUUAUCCUGUAAGUCUUAUUCCAUGUAAGACGAUGAGUUUUUGUUUCAGUUUUUUAAACAAGAAUCCCUACUGUUGUAGGGAUCAGGCCGUUUUUCAACUCGCUUGUUUCUUUCUAGACAGAUUCCUUCAGGAAUUUGUUGUAUUGUCUAACACAACACAGUAACCUACCUAUGAAUCUUUAACAAAAGUAAUUCAGAAUAAAUCUUCCUAUAAAAAUA
Pelodiscus sinensis (Chinese soft-shelled turtle) is the source of this 3277-nucleotide messenger RNA. RefSeq names its product AAR2 splicing factor (gene AAR2). The record is from RefSeq and is a predicted model, not a curated record. Gene Ontology annotation, biological process: spliceosomal tri-snRNP complex assembly. Lineage: Eukaryota; Metazoa; Chordata; Testudines; Trionychidae.